Balaenoptera ricei (Rice's whale) is the source of this 1381-nucleotide messenger RNA. It is a transcript of the gene SPIN3, whose product is annotated as spindlin family member 3. Gene Ontology annotation, biological process: gamete generation; regulation of DNA-templated transcription. The transcript is spliced from 2 exons. Gene Ontology annotation, cellular component: cytosol; nucleoplasm. The record is from RefSeq and is a predicted model, not a curated record. The coding region runs from base 210 to 986 and encodes 258 amino acids. Lineage: Eukaryota; Metazoa; Chordata; Mammalia; Artiodactyla; Balaenopteridae.
UGUGGCAGAGGGGCCGCUGCUGCCAACAGGGAGCGGAGGGCCCGCGAGCCGAGUGCUGGAGACACUGCCGCCAUCCUGUUUGCCUGUCCUGCAGCCCACUUGACACGCUCCUCUCCUAAGGAUCCUCCCUCCCAGCUCUAGCAAGCACCUGGCUCGUCGUCUGCUGGUCCUCCUUUGACACAGGCUCACCGCGGAGGCAGCAGCGAGGCAUGAAGACCCCGCUCGGAAAAGCAGCUGCAGGGCAGCGGUCCAGGACAGGCGCAGGACAUGCCAGUGUGUCUGUGACCGUGAUGAAGAGAAAGACUGCACACAAGAAGCAUAGGAGCAGACCCACCUCCCAGCAUCGGAGGAACAUCGUAGGCUGCAGAAUUCGGCACGGAUGGAAAGACGGAGAUGAACCUCUAACACAGUGGAAGGGAACCGUUCUGGAUCAGGUACCUGUAAAUCCCUCUCUGUAUCUUAUCAAAUAUGAUGGAUUUGACUGUGUUUAUGGAUUGGAACUUCACAGAGAUGAAAGAGUGUCAUCACUUGAAAUCCUUCCUAAUAGAGUUGCAUCAUCUAGAAUCAGUGAUACACACUUAACAGAAAUUAUGAUUGGCAAAGCAGUGGAACAUAUUUUUGAGACAGAGGAAGGUUCCAAAAAUGAAUGGAGGGGGAUGGUCUUAGCUCAGGCACCUGUCAUGAACACAUGGUUUUACAUUACCUAUGAGAAAGAUCCUGUAUUAUAUAUGUACCAGCUCUUAGAUGAUUAUAAAGACGGUGACCUACACAUCCUUCCAGAUUCCAAUGAUUCCCCUCUCGCAGAGAGGGAGCCAGGAGAAGUCAUAGACAGCCUAGUAGGCAAACAGGUGGAAUAUGCCAAGGAGGAUGGCUCCAAGAGAACUGGCAUGGUCAUUCAUCAGGUGGAAGCAAAACCCUCUGUGUACUUCAUCAAAUUUGAUGAUGAUUUCCAUAUCUAUGUCUAUGAUUUGGUAAAAACAUCUUAGAGGUCAUUUUGAAAUUUGCCAAAUAUGUGAGACUGUUUGUAAAAUCUGAACACACAAAAAGUCUUGAUUGCUUUACAGUUUGUAAGAACCAUCUUCUCCCAAUUUUUCACACUUUUGCCUGGCAAAAAAUUGGAACUUCCACCCUCUCAGACAUUUUUUGAAGAAACCUUUUGCCUUUAUCUCCAACCUUUUUACUGGUUCCUCCCCACAGAAGAAUGAUUGACUUAUCUAAUUAGUGAGAAGGGUAAAGUCUGACAUCCAUUGCCCCAUAUUUUUAUCUUGGGUGGUGUUAAUAGGCUAAAGGUAGCUGAACACCUCUUGCUUCAUUCUUUUGGGCAUUUGGACAAUCUGCACUCACUGAAGUGUGAAGCUUCCUGAGAUAUUCAAUAUGGCUG